GCGUGAUUGUCAUCGAGCAUGCGCCCCGCGCGCACCCCCCGGCGUGGCGUUCCAAAUGAGCGAGUGUUGCGAUCCGCGACACCACGCAGCCAUGCGCAUCCCGCGACCCCGCGCUUGCCAACCCCUCGGCCAAGCAGCGCCACUCCCGACCCCGAAAUUGAAGUUAUUUUGCCCAAGCUCAAGGUGCAGGGCGCCGUUGAUGUGAGGAAGACACAGCCGUGUCUCUCGGCUCGACUCGUACCACGUCUUCAAGUCGCGAUCGACAAAUUAGACAAAGCCCGGAACCGACCCGUGGACCACGGCAGCCCACUGCUUACGAAAGCGCGGUUCCGGCAAUGCUUUGACGAGGUGGCAAUGGACAACGAUGAACGCGUCUUUAGCAGCGACAUUGAUAUGCUCUUUAUGUGCCUCGAUACCGAGGGCACGGGCACGUUGCAACGGGGAGCGGUAUCGCGGCAACUGGAGCACUUGAAUGACCACGCACACUUUCACACGAGGGUCGCGGCGCCACCAGUCCACACGGAGAAGAAGCUUUCUCGGCGUCAGCGUCCGACGACACGCAUUUACGAACAAGCGUCGUUCGAGCUACAAGCCCCGCCAAAGCAAACGGCACGGUCUCUUGCGUGGUAGCAGCGUGAGACCCAUUUGUACAGAACCACACAGAUGGCUUGCUGGUCAUCAGUUUUUUGCCGAAACGGUUUGACUCGUGGAGACGCAAAACACAACAAUGGUCUUUCCUACACUGUAUCCGA
Messenger RNA from Saprolegnia diclina VS20, 752 nucleotides. RefSeq lists its product as hypothetical. The transcript has 4 exons. Bases 19 to 630 code for a protein of 203 amino acids. The record is from RefSeq and is a predicted model, not a curated record. NCBI's taxonomy places the organism in Eukaryota, Oomycota, Saprolegniomycetes, Saprolegniales, Saprolegniaceae.